Molecule: messenger RNA, 2409 nt
Organism: Archocentrus centrarchus (flier cichlid)
Lineage: Eukaryota; Metazoa; Chordata; Actinopteri; Cichliformes; Cichlidae
Product: zona pellucida sperm-binding protein 1-like
Exons: 8
Coding region: 47-2089 (680 amino acids)
Biological process (GO): binding of sperm to zona pellucida; prevention of polyspermy
Cellular component (GO): egg coat
Molecular function (GO): structural constituent of egg coat; acrosin binding
Source: RefSeq, a predicted model, not a curated record
GAAACUGUACACUUUGGGAGUGUCCAGAUCAGACGGCUGUGAAACUAUGGCAAAGUGCUGGAGUGCCACCUCUGUCGUGGCAUUAGCUUUGCUGGGCUGUUUAGUUGUGACAGAGGUAGAGGCUCAGGACACAGGGCUGUGGAAAAAGCCUGCACCACCACCUCUUCCUCCGUGGCAAAUCCCCCAAAACCCUCAACCUCCACCAUACCCACCUGGUCCACAGCCAAAGCCCCAGGAUCCUCAACUACCACCGUACCCACCUCCUAAGCCACCAAGACCCCAGGACCCUCAAUUUCCACCAUACCCACCUCCUAAGCCAAGACCCCAGGAUCCUCAAUUUCCACCAUACCCACCUCCUAAGCCAAGACCCCAGGACCCUCAAUUUCCACCAUACCCACCUCCUAAGCCACCAAGACCCCAGGACCCUCAAUUUCCACCAUACCCACCUCCUAAGCCAAGGCCCCAGGACCCCCAACUUCCACCAUACCAACCUCCUCCUCAGCCAACGCCCCAGGACCCUCAACUUCCACCGUACCCACCUCCUAAGCCGCCAAGGCCCCAGGACCCCCAAUUCCCUCCUUACCCGCCUCCUCACCCGCCAAGGCCCCAGGACCCCCAACUUCCGCCAUACCAACCUCCUCCUAAGCCAAGGCCCCAGGACCCCCAACAUCCGCCAUACCAACCUCCUCCUAAGCCAAGGCCCCAGGACCCUCAACUUCCACCGUACCCACCUCCUAAGCCACCAAGGCCCCAGGACCCCCAAUUCCCUCCUUACCCGCCAAGGCCCCAGGACCCCCAAUUUCCACCGGUCCCACGUCCUCAGCUGCCAAAACCCCAGGAUCCCCAACUUCCACCAUAUCGACCUCCUCAGUUGCCAAGGCCACAGGACCCUCAACCUCCUCCCCGGCCAUUACCUCCUUUGCCACAAACAGCCAAUGAUCCGAAACUCCCUAAGUUUCCCCAGAAUCCAAAAGUCCCUCCAGUGGGCCCUGGUGUUAAUACCUGUGAAGUGGAAAGAAGUCUGAGAGUCCCAUGUGGAGGUUCUCAGGUUGGAAGUUCUGCUGCUGCAUGUGAAGCCAUAAACUGCUGCUUCGAUGGCCAACAAUGCUACUUUGGAAAGACAGUGACAGUCCAGUGCACCCGGGAUGCCCAGUUUAUUGUUGUUGUUGCCAGAGAUGUCACUCUACCCAACCUUGACCUCCAGACAAUCUCACUGUUAGGAGGAGGUCAGGGCUGUACAAAUGUUGACUCUAAUUCAGCCUUUGCCAUAUAUCAGUUUCCUGUUACUGCAUGUGGCACCAUCUUUAUGGAGGAACCCGGUGUAAUAGUCUAUGAGAAUCGAAUGACUUCCUCAUAUGAGGUGGCUGUCGGGCCCUCUGGAUCUAUUACCCGAGACAGCCACUAUGACUUGGUCUUCCAGUGCAGGUACAUCGGCACCUCCACUGAAACUCUGAUUGUAGAAAUCUUUCCAUUGGGAAAUCCUCCCCUUCCAGUUUCUGCUGUGGGACCCAUCAAAGUAAUUAUGAGGUUGGCCAAUGGACAAUGUUUUACAAAGGGUUGCCAUGAAUCGGAUGUGGUCUAUAAUUCAUUCUACACGGAUGCAGACUACCCUGUGACCAAAGUACUGAGGGACCCCGUCUAUGUGGAGGUUCAGCUUCUUGAAAAGACAGAUCCAAUGCUUGUCCUGACUCUUGGUCGCUGUUGGGUAACAACAAGCCCCUACCCUCACACCUUUCCCCAGUGGGACAUUCUGGUAGAUGGAUGUCCAUACCGGGAUGAUAAUUAUUUGUCAUCCCUGGUUCCAGUGGGUCCCAAUUCUGGCCUGCAAUUCCCAAGUCAUUACAGGCGUUUCUUUUUCAAAAUGUUUACCUUUGUGGGUUCCCCAGUAAAGACCCCCACAGUAAAGGAAUCCAUGAAUGAAAAGCUGUACCUUCACUGUAGCACAGCUGUGUGUGUUAAUGGACAGUUUGUCAGCUGUGAGCCAGUAUGCACCAGGAGAAAGAGAGCUGUCGAGGCUGCAGACCAGGAGCGGAUUGAACCGAAGACUGUGGUUUCCUCCGGACCGCUGAUCAUGACUGCUCCUGAGUAGUAAAGAGUUGAGCUCAAGGACUUGGCUAAGAACAUCUAGUAAAACAUCUGCAACAGGAAAAUGGUUAUUAGUGAUAUGAAAUGUGACAAAAGAGCUUUAAAUGUGCUGUAGAAUCAAAUGCAUCUGAUCAGGUAACUCAGAUUUAUAUUGGAAAAAAAAAAAGUAUUGGCUCUGACGUGACGUAAAUAAUUUUUCAUGCAUACUAUACCUUUAAUUAAUUACUGGUGACAUUCCUAAAGAGAACCAUGUCCUAUAAGUAUAUAAGUUGUUGAUUUAUGACUGUCUUACAUAAAAUACAAUAAAACUUCUUUUCCCCUGCA